AUACGAUUCCAUGAUCAUAUUGUUCCACACCAUUGUUUGGUUAGGUGGUGCCGUGUUACUGGUUUUGUUCACACACAAUGGGUACCUUGUGAAAUCAACCUCCUUCGUUAAUAGCUUUAUGUAGAACAACAGACUUUUGUCAUCCUUGAUUUGUAGUGGUUGGCCUCCUUCCUUCAGUUGAUAUUUCAGUUGUAGUUGUGUUGAUUCAUGGUUGCAUUGGAGUUCUUCCAUCAUUAUUCUCAUUAGUUCCUCAAAAGUGCACUUGGUCGAAAUUAAUUCUCCACUUGAUUCAUAAUCAACAUAGUUUUUUUUGUCAUCCCAAUGCCCAUUGCUUUGCACCAAUAUUUGUAAUGGUUCCGUUUCCUGAAAUAAUGUAAAUUAUUUACUUGGUUCAGUUUUUGUAGUUGCAAACAACUAUUUUAAUCUGCCAAAACAACCAAUAAACAACUCUUUCCAACAAUAACUUAUGCAUCUAACACUUUCAGCUGGCCGACUAUUUAUAUAGGUUAAAUCAACUAUCAAACAACUAUUUCAAAACUGAUCACCAAUUAAUAACAGAAGAUUCAUAUUUUCCAGUUUCUAGAUCCCAAACAACUAUUAUUCCACUGUAAAACAACUUGUAAACAACCGUUUCAGAAUAAAACACUGUAGCAACUAUUUAUAUGCCUUAAUGUUUAUUUUCAUGCAAACCGUUGUUGUUUUUUUCUCAGAUUCAUCAAUAUUUCAUUAUUUUUUCAAUUUAAUCCGGUUUUCAUCAAUUAAUAUCAAAUUUCUAUUCAUCUACACUAAAAUUUUUUUUCCACGUUCAUGAAAAAAUUUGUUUACCUUCAAUUGUCCUUCUGAUUCAAUCAUGGGUGAGUUUCUUUGAUUUCCAGCUCUCCUUCUACUCGGUUCUUCUCCUCUGAUCGCGAUUUCUUUGUUCAAUGAUUGUUGUUUUUGAGUUUUUUUUGUACAUCAAUGGAGGUUUUUUGGUUUUUUUUUUUCCCUUUUCGUUUUUGAUUUUGGAUUUUCGGGAUUCAGCUGGUUUCCUAGGAGUUCUACAUUUUUUUAGAUUUUGAUUUUGCUGGAUUUGGAAGAAAAAUGGUUGAGAUUGGGUUGUUGGGGUUGGAUCGUUGGGUCAAGAAGAAGCUGCGGCUGGUCACGAAGAAAAAUGGUUGAGAAUGGUGGUUUCCGUUUUCUCAGCCGGUAUUUUUGUAAUUACCAACUUUUUAGUUUCCACUUUUGUUUAUUUCCUUUUUUAGGGCCAUAAAUGUAAAUUUCAUCUAUUUUUGGUCUAUAAUAGAAAAAAUCUCUUAAAUUUAUCAAAGAAAAAAAAAAGGACUCUGUGUCUUCUAUUCUAUUCUAUUAUGCCGUUUCAAAAUCCAUAAUUAUCAAUUAUUUUAUAAAAAUAAUAGUGUUAGUACUUAUACGAGUACGUAUCUACCAGUGGUAUGUGGAACUAACCCCAACAAAUAAUUAUGAUCCUUUUCUAGUACUACUACUCUCUGUUCUGUUAUAUAUAUAUAUAAUAAAACUAAAGACCAAUUAUUAUAUAUUUUACUUAAAACUCAUUUAGGUUAGGAAAAAAGGAAAAUGAGUAGGAGGAAUAGAGAUAGAUGGAUAGGAGAGUACAACAGUUCUCAGCAGAUACUGCUAGUUGGAGAAGGUGACUUUUCCUUCUCUGCUUGUUUAGCUAAAGCAUUUCGCUACGCCGAUAAUAUGGUCGCUACUUCUUUGGAUUCUCUAGAUGUGUUACUGGGAAAGCAUUGGCAUUGUCAAUCGCAUCUGGAUGAGUUGGAGAAGAGAGAUUGUUUGGUUUUGCAUGAAGUAGAUGUUCAUGACAUGGACCGACAUCCUACCCUUAAAGACAUGGAAUUUGAUGUCAUUGUCUUUAACUUUCCUCAUGCUGGUCAUGUCUCUUGGCUAUGUGAAAGGGAUGACAUUCUUAUUCAGAGGCACAAGAAUUUGGUUGGAGGUUUCUUUAGAAGUGCUAGUAAAAUGAUAAAGAAAGGUGGGGAGAUCCACAUUACUCACCGGGGGGACGAACCUUACAACCAAUGGGAGGUGGAGAAGCUAGCCCAAAAUGAAGGGUUGAUUCUCAAGCAAAAAGUGUCGUUUUUGAAAGAGCUUUAUCUUGGCUACCACAACAAGAGAGGCAGUACUAUCCAGGGCAACAAAAAGUUCCCUCUAGAAUGCUCUUUCACUUCCAAGUUCUCUCUUCCUCAUCAUGAUAUUAUUCAUCACCACCCAAAAACGACAGCUAUUGUUGUUGAUGAAAAGAUAUCUAUAUCAGAUGAUCAAAAUGACAUCAUAACAUUAAUAUCUGAGGACCAUGUGCACACUCAAAUGAUCAGUAUUGCUAAUAACAAUAAUUUUUCUGAUGGAAAUAUCACAGAUGAUACUAUAAUUGAUGGAGAAAUAAUAGCACCAACUAAUCGUCUUAGUACUCUUACUAUCUCAGAACAUGACCAUGAAAACCAGGCAUCAAUGAUCGGUAGUACUGAUGAUGAGCAUGAUGUCGUUUCUCCUGUUGGUGAUCAUCUAUUGAUGAUAUUAAUGAUCAUCUCCAUGAAAUUAAGAAUAUUACAGAUGAGAUCAUGUCGUUGAAGAGGUGAGUAUGGUGA
Cannabis sativa is the source of this 2603-nucleotide messenger RNA. RefSeq lists its product as uncharacterized. Gene Ontology annotation, molecular function: rRNA (uridine-N3-)-methyltransferase activity. The transcript is spliced from 3 exons. Gene Ontology annotation, cellular component: cytoplasm. NCBI's taxonomy places the organism in Eukaryota, Viridiplantae, Streptophyta, Magnoliopsida, Rosales, Cannabaceae. Gene Ontology annotation, biological process: rRNA base methylation. The record is from RefSeq and is a predicted model, not a curated record. Bases 1573 to 2586 code for a protein of 337 amino acids.